AUGGACCCUGAGAUGAACGAUACAAACCUAGACCGUGCAUUGUUAAAUGUUGUAGAGGACGUGGAGAUGCUGAAUUUACAACAACAAGGUAAAUUCAGCAUCUCCACAGCAACUCCUGCCGUCAUUGCCGCCGCCGCCGCCGCCGCCGACAACGGCGACGACGCCGCUGCCGCUUCCACAGCAGCAGCCACCGCUAACGCUGCCGCCGCCGCAGCAGCCGUCGCCGCCGACAUCGUCGCGAGGAGUAUUCUCAAAACAAAGGCGGAAGGGGCAGAGGGGGCAGAGGGGAAGGCCGAGGACGAGGACGCGGACGCGGACACGGACGCGGCCAAGGCCAUCCAGGCUACUGGACCGGAAACAUAA
Molecule: messenger RNA, 363 nt
Organism: Vollenhovia emeryi
Lineage: Eukaryota; Metazoa; Arthropoda; Insecta; Hymenoptera; Formicidae
Product: ice-structuring protein-like
Exons: 3
Coding region: 1-363 (120 amino acids)
Source: RefSeq, a predicted model, not a curated record